CAAAUGGCGAUCAGCUCCCUUCCCUUUAAAACUGGAGCUGCUGCGCACUCUGUUCACUCUGCUCACUCCGAUCGGACCUGUGGAGAGUUCGGCAGGUUUCCAGUCAGCCGCCUCUGAAGAGAACCUCUCAGUGUCGACACACAGUCAAGCAUGCCUUCAGUGCCCUCCACCAAAGACAGCGGAACCUCCAGCCUAGUCUGCCCCUUCGCUGGCAAAAAGGGCUCAAGCGAUGGACCCCUCCAGAUAAACCAUCCGGAAAGCAGUGAGAAAGACAAACUGAGCUUUACUGGUGACAAGGAUGGAGCCGCCCAACUGACCAGGGAGAAGGGGGCCAUCGAGAGGAAGUGGAUCCGUCCUGACCUGAGAAGCAAGUGCACCUGGAGCCUUGGAGCGCCACAUGCUGAUUCCCCCCACACGCACCCACCCGUGACAAAUGCUCCGAGCAUCUUGCCCAACAUCCUUAGACGAAUCGGAGACACACCGCUGGUUCGCAUCAACAAGAUCAACAAGAUGUUCGGACUCAAGUGUGAGCUGUUGGCAAAAUGUGAGUUCUUCAAUGCGGGCGGCAGUGUGAAGGACAGGAUCAGUCUGCGGAUGGUGGAGGACGCAGAGAGAGCGGGUGUCCUCAAACCCGGAGACACUAUUAUAGAACCCACAUCUGGAAACACUGGUAUUGGUCUUGCUCUGGCUGCUGCUGUUAAAGGCUACCGCUGUAUCAUUGUCAUGCCUGAGAAGAUGAGUUUGGAGAAGGUGGACGUGUUGAGAGCUCUGGGAGCUGAGAUUGUCCGAACUCCCACCAGCGCCCGUUUUGAUUCGCCCGAGUCCCAUGUGGGCGUGGCCUGGCGCCUGAAGAACGAAAUCCCCAACUCACACAUCCUGGAUCAGUACCGCAACCCCAGCAACCCCCUGGCUCACUAUGACACCACCGCCGAGGAGAUACUGGAACAGUGCGAUGGGAAAGUGGACAUGGUGGUAGCAGGAGCUGGCACAGGAGGCACGAUCACCGGCAUCGCCCGCAAACUGAAAGAAAAAUGCCCAAAUGUUAAGAUCAUUGGUGUGGAUCCAGAGGGGUCGAUCCUGGCUGAGCCGGAGGAGCUGAAUCAGACAGAUAAGACGCAGUACGAGGUGGAGGGCAUUGGCUAUGAUUUCAUCCCAACUGUGCUGGACAGAUCGGUUGUGGACCGCUGGUACAAGUCCAACGAUGAAGAGUCUUUUGCUAUGGCUCGCAUGCUCAUCAGAGACGAGGGGCUGCUAUGUGGUGGUAGCUCAGGCACAGCCAUGGCGGCAGCAGUGAAGGUGGCCAAGGAGCUGAAGGAGGGUCAGCGCUGCGUGGUCAUCCUCCCUGACUCCAUCCGCAACUACAUGUCCAAGUUCCUGAGCGACAAAUGGAUGUUCCAGAAAGGCUUUCUCACAGAAGAAGACUUCAUGGUUACCAAGCCCUGGUGGUGGAAUCUCAGGUUGCAGAGUUUGAACCUCUCUGCUCCUCUCACAGUUCUGCCCACAGUAACCUGUCAAAAAACAAUCAAGAUCCUGAAAGAAAAGGGUUUUGACCAAGCGCCAGUCGUGGAUGAGUCUGGGGUGAUUCUUGGUAUGGUGACUCUGGGGAACAUGUUGGCGUCAGUGCUGGCUGGAAAAGUCAAGCCCUCUGACCCUGUCAGCAAAGUGCUCUACAAGCAGUUCAAACAGAUACGUCUGACUGAUAACCUGGGGAAGCUCUCUCGGAUCCUGGAGACGGAUCACUUCGCCCUGGUGGUGCAUGAACAGAUUCAGUAUUUGACAGACGGGUCCACCAGUCUGAGGCAGAUGGUGUUUGGAGUAGUGACGGCCAUAGACCUGCUCAACUUCGUCACCGCCCGCGAGAGACGAGAGAGAUCGUUGUCUGAAUCCACAGACGAACUGUGAUUAGCCCUCUGUUUGAACACUUCCUGCCUCUUAACCAGUGACUACGUGUGGUAUGAUGCCUUAUGAGUCCCCUGAUAUAAUUUUUAUAUUCAGAGAACUCCUCUAUAAAUUCUUCCAGGUUUUAAUUUUGAAAAUGCAAGAACUGGAAUCUAGGAGAGGCAAAUGUUUUGCGCGGCAUCAGCAUGUGGACAUGCGGUUACAUAUCUUGUGUAAAAAAUUUAUGCUUGAUGUAAGAGGAUCUGGUCACAACCAUAUGUCUGAAAUGAAUUAAGACACCAUAUAGGUAAAAAAAUAAAUACAGUAAAUAUAUGCAUUCCCUUAUUUCAGUUCCUCUGACUCAUCUAAUGAGUCUAUAUGAGGAAAAUAAGAGAUGCAGGUUGCGGAGGGGAUAUAUAAUGAUGUGCCACACCGGCUAUAGCUCGUCUAUGGGUUAAGAGUCAUGAGUCAAAAUUAUUCUGUGAACCCAGAAUUUACAACAUUCUGUAGAGCAAGUUUUUUCUCACAUUACUUGGCACCAUCUGCCAUGAUGGCAAACAUCUUCCAAAGGACUUUUAAACACCUAAGAAGCUUAAAGAAGCCAGACUAAAUUUCUCAGAUCAGGGCCUCACUUUUUUUUUUUUUUAAGCAGUAUUGGAUUGUUUAUUAUUGUUGCCUUCAUUUUCCAGAUCAGGUGUGUUGGAUCAGGGUUGGAGUUAAAUUCUGAAUGAUGGUAGAUCUCCAGGACCAGGAUUGGGCACCCCCAAUAUCCCUGUUGUAUACUUAAUCUCAAUUCUUCUUUUCGUCCCUUUCCAUUUAUUUGAAAGUCUAGAGGCAGUGUUCCAUAAAUACUAGUAAAUGUCAGCUAAGGUUACAGUGUUAUCUGCCUCUGCUAAGAAAAAAAAAGCCAAAAGCUCUUCAGAUGCACUUAUCUGCUCAUGAAAGAUGCAGCUGUGCAGAAUGUUAAAUUUUUUUCUCUCAAUAAAAUAGCCUUAUCUGUUUUUUUUUCCUUUUUUAUUUAUUAUAAGGAAAUUCCCCUACAGCUAGCUGGGAUGUUUUACCCUUCCCUUUGUGGCUGUCAAAGGUCAAACAUAUUGGUUUGAUAAGUGCACCACAGAACGGAUUUUGUAGGAGGCUGUUGUAAGAAAACUCUUGUAAAGAGACAAUCAAUAAAGAGUAAAUAAAGUUA
Molecule: messenger RNA, 3067 nt
Organism: Colossoma macropomum (tambaqui)
Lineage: Eukaryota; Metazoa; Chordata; Actinopteri; Characiformes; Serrasalmidae
Gene: cbsa
Product: cystathionine beta-synthase a
Exons: 15
Coding region: 151-1902 (583 amino acids)
Cellular component (GO): cytoplasm
Molecular function (GO): cysteine synthase activity; cystathionine beta-synthase activity
Source: RefSeq, a predicted model, not a curated record